UAAAGAUUCUUGCCUUAAUUCCUUGACGUAUUCUACUUGUGCUUCAGAUCUCUGACACCUUUAUAGAAAGGAAAGGAACAAGAUGAGAUUCUGGUUGCAUUGGUUUCGCAACUAUUACUUCUCAGCGAUCUAAAAGGGGAAAUACUUUGUUUGAAAGCGCUAAUAGCGUCUUUAUAAAUAGCAUAUUUAUUCUCCUGUGACACCUCCAAGGCCCAUCUACUUGUUUAUUAUUACCAUGAAUUUCUUACGUUGAGAGUUAAUGAAAGUGCCACAGACCAUGAAUUAAUUGGCAUGAAUGACCAAAUACAGAUGUGUAUAAUAUUCCUUAAAUAAGAUGGUAACAUUAUAAUCACAUUAUAUUUAAAUGUUAUUGCAAGUGCUGUAUGUGUACAGUGGCUCUCGAAAGUAUUAACCAACAUGAAAAUGUAUUUAAAUAGGAGUUUUUGUCAAUGAUCAACAAAGAAAAUCCCUAAUGUCGAACUGAAAAUAAAAACCUACGAAUUGAGCUCUGUUCCAGUCAUGGCACCUAUGUGGCAAAUCCAAAGGCAGCUCCAAACCAAGGUCCAGUGGCUUUAUAGUAACCACUUCUAUUACACCAAUAAUUUUGUAACAGUUUCAAUCUGUGUUAAGGUCAGUACCAUAAUGCAUUUUUUCAUAUAGAGGUUCAAAUGGGUUCUGUGACUUAUUGCGUUAAAUAUUUAAUAUCAUGCAGGUUGCCGUUCUCUGAGGAUAAAUGCAUUGAUUUUAUGAGAACAUACAAUUUUAAAAUGUUUAAAUUUAAGUGUAUUUUCCUUUUGGCCAAGCGUUUGUAACUACAGAAAAUUGGCUUUAUAACUAAAACAAACCGUCAAAAACAAUACAUAGAAUGUAGGACCUAUAUAGCCUAUACAUUGUUGUUUUUGGUUUUGCUCAAAAGUUGGGAGCCAUUAGUGGAUGAAAUAGUGUAGGCCGGAACCAGACUCAUUUGCGUUUACAUCAUAAAUAUUUAGCCAACACAUAGAAGGCAUUGAAUUUUCAUGACCAGCGAAUGAAUAAAUAUACGUUGUCAGGAACAAGCGCUGCUUCAGUUUUUUUCGCAUAGCCUACGUCUUUGUUCACCUACAGUAUCAACAGCAUCACCACAGGCGCGCACCGCGCAUAGACUAUAACCCCCCUCCCACACACACACAUCCCCCCAUGCUACUGAAUCACUGCCGCCUCGAUAUGAGAACCGGAUACACAGAAGAAGAGAUUAACAUCAAAAAUAUUUUGUUAAAAUUACUGAUUUUUGUUGAUGUUGUAUUCGCAUGGAAAACAUAUGUUCUUGAAAAAUGAUGCGGAACGAUUCGGUGCAACUGACAGGCUGCGAUGUGGGACACAAUGCCAAGAUUAGCCUUACGGCACUCUAUUCUCUUAUGUGCCUGUUUGGGACAAUUUUAAACCUUCUGGUUGUCUACCUAGUUGUGACAUUUAAGAAACUCCGUACGGCUAGUAAUGCGUUUAUUGUGAAUGGCUGUGUAGCGGACCUGUUGGUGUGCGCGUUUUGGAUGCCGCACGAGGCAGUAGGGAUGUCUUAUGGAAGUCCUUUCGCGGCUGGGUACCAAGCCUUCAAAGAUGCGCUCCUAUUCCUUGGCAUCAUUGUCUCUCUUCUCUCCCAUUCACUGAUUGCCAUCAACCGAUACGUGUUGAUCACCAAAUCUCCAGCGACGUAUCUGUCCAUCUACCAGAAGAGACACACCGAAUGGAUGAUAAGCGCGUCGUGGCUUUCGGCGCUGGGAUUUCUUUUACCCUGGAUCACAUCUUCGCAGUACCCACUGGAUGGAUGCUCAUAUCUACCAGCUUCCGCAGCAUCAUUGCUCAGGGGAGGGAAGCCCAUUCUUUCUGAUUCAUUUGCAGCUGGUACCCUUGUGUUUACUAUUAUCGGACAGACAGUGGUUGUUCUGUAUUGCUAUUUAAAAUUUUUCGCAAGGUACAGAUCAGUGUGA
Esox lucius (northern pike) is the source of this 1964-nucleotide messenger RNA. RefSeq names its product G protein-coupled receptor 88 (gene gpr88). NCBI's taxonomy places the organism in Eukaryota, Metazoa, Chordata, Actinopteri, Esociformes, Esocidae. The record is from RefSeq and is a predicted model, not a curated record. Gene Ontology annotation, biological process: G protein-coupled receptor signaling pathway. Gene Ontology annotation, cellular component: membrane. Gene Ontology annotation, molecular function: G protein-coupled receptor activity.